UAAUAAUUUUAAAUGUUUAUUGACUUACACCCGCCGCCGGCUGUCAAAGGAGAGCCUUCUCUGUUUGGUGGACUCGCUCUAAGGGCUAAUAUUGCAGCCUUUUGAAUGAAUCCCUCUACACCUCAAAAUCAUAUCAAAAUAAAACUCGACUUUUCUUCUUCUUCUUCUUACCUAGUAAACAAGCAAAAACAGUCAAAAACCAACUAUAUUAAUGCAUAACUGACCCGUGCUUUAUUAUUUUUUUUAACAAAUAAUUAAACAAUCGAAGAACCCACCUUUCUUAAGAUUCAGCUUCUUCUGCAACCCCAUACCAAUUUUCUCUUCAAUCAAAACGCCAUUCCCAACCCAGAAAAAUAGAAAACUACCCCCAUUACCUUUGUUUGAUUUCUGAAGGCAUUUGGCUUAUUAUUGAUUCAUGACGGUGACUCCACAAAUUUUCCCGCCAAGAAAACGCCGGCCGUCGGCGGGGGUGUUUAUUGCUCCUAACUUCUUUGACCUUAAACUUGUCCAGUCUCUCCUUAUUCUAUCCCAAGAAAUCUCAUCUCUCAAGCCUAUUUCAUUCCUUCUAAAACGCAAUUCUCUUUCGAUUAUCCGAAAAGCCACGCUCCUCGCAAUCUUAUUCGAUGAUCUUCUUCGAAACCCAAUUCCUUUUCUGUCUUCCACUCUCCUCUGCUUUGAAGAAAUGUACAUAGUUCUACAAAGAAUAAAAACUCUGAUAGAGGAUUGCUCAAAUGGAAGCAGGAUGUGGCUUCUAAUCCAAACCGAAUCUGUGGCUUGCAGCUUUCACGAGCUAACCCUUGAAUUAUCAACACUCUUGGAUAUUUUCCCUGCAGAACAGGUUGAUUUGAGCGAGGAUAUUCACGAACUGUUCAUUUUGAUCAGAAAACAAUGCUUGCAAGCAAAAGUAUUCUUGGAUCCAAGUGAUUAUAAUCUAAGGCACCAGGUGUUAACGAUGCUUGAUCGAAUCAAGAAAGAGAUAGUGCCUGAUCAUUCCAAGCUCGCUGAGAUAUUUGAUAAAUUAGGCCUACGCAAUUCUUCCAGCUGUAAAGAGGAGAUCGAGAGUCUCGAAGACGAAGUACAAAAUCAGAUCGACGAGGAAUCCGAAUCUGAGGUUGUUGCUUUGAUCGGACUCGUCCGCUACGCGAAAUGUGUCCUCUAUGGAGCAUCAACGCCCAUAUCCGAUCACCGGCGGAGAAAGGUGGUGUCAGAGGCCAUUAUUCCGUCCGACUUUCGGUGUCCGAUUAGCCUGGAAUUGAUGCGGGACCCUGUCGUACUAGCCACCGGCCAGACAUACGAUCGGGAGUCAAUCACCCUUUGGAUUGAAUCUGGACACAACACGUGUCCAAAGACAGGUCAGACGUUGGCGCACAGCAACCUUAUCCCUCACCUUGCCUUGAAGAAUCUUAUUGGCAUGUGGUGUCGGGAGCAGAAAUUUCCUUUCGACACUGCGGAAAAUAACCAAAAAGUUAACGGCGCUGUACGAAACAAGGCAGCGAUUGAGGCUGCGAAGAUGACGGUGUCUUUUUUGGUUAACAAGCUUUCUCUUUCACAGUCAUUUGAAGCAGCUAACGGCGUCGUUUAUGAGCUUCGUUCUCUGGCAAAAACAAACUCGGAUAGCCGAGCCUCUAUGGCCGAAGCUGGAGUUAUUCCUUUGCUUGUACGUUACCUAGGCUCAGAUGUAGGUUCGGAGCUUCCGAACUUGCAAGUCAACGCCGUAACAACUAUUCUCAACCUCUCCAUCCUUGAGGCAAACAAAACAAGGAUAAUGGAAACUGACGGAGCUAUAAACAGCGUUAUUGAGGUGCUGCGGUCGGGUGCCACGUGGGAGGCAAAGGCCAAUGCGGCGGCUGCCUUAUUCAGCUUAUCGGGUGUGCACUCAUAUCGGAAGCGACUGGGAAGGAAAACACGCGUCAUAAAGGGACUGAUGGAUUUAGCUAAAAGUGGGAACAAGUGUUCGAAAAAGGACGCUUUGAUGGCGAUUUUGAAUUUGGCGGGAGAUAGAGAAACGGUUGGGAGGUUAGUGGACGCAGGGGUGGUGGAGAUGGUGAAGGAAGUUAUGAAUGUGCUGCCGGAGGAGGCGGUGGCGAUUCUUGAAGUGGUGGUGAAAAGAGGUGGAGUAGUAGCAAUUGCUGCGGCUUAUAUUGCAAUUAGGAAAUUAGGAAUGUUAUUAAGGGAAGGAUCGGAUGCGGCUAGAGAGAGUGCAGUGGCGACUCUUGUUACGAUUUGUCGAAAAGGAGGAUCGGAAAUGGUGGGAGAACUAGCAGCAAUUGCUGGAAUUGAGAGAAUUAUAUGGGAAAUGAUGAGUUCAGGGACAAUGAGGUCAAGAAGAAAAGCGGCUACUCUUUUGAGGAUUCUCCGAAGAUGGGCGGCUGGGUUGGAUGGUGAAUUUGUAGAUUUGCAUACUACUGCUACUGCAACAAUUAGUAGUUCAUCAAGAGUUGCAUUGGCAAGCUAACAUUUGGUGUGCAGAAUUUCUUCAAUUUGUAAAAGAUAUUAUCAUGUAUUGUUCAAAAUUUUCUUGUUUGAAGAGGCAAAGGGUGUUCAUUCCUCAUCACCUUGGAAAAAAAAUCCAUUCUUUGUAACUCUUUUGUUCCUUCUUUGGAUAAUUUCAUUCGUUGUUGCGUGUUAA
Messenger RNA from Hevea brasiliensis (rubber tree), 2629 nucleotides. Its product is annotated as U-box domain-containing protein 16-like. Gene Ontology annotation, cellular component: nucleus; cytoplasm. Gene Ontology annotation, molecular function: protein binding; ubiquitin-protein transferase activity. Lineage: Eukaryota; Viridiplantae; Streptophyta; Magnoliopsida; Malpighiales; Euphorbiaceae. The transcript has a single exon. The record is from RefSeq and is a predicted model, not a curated record. The coding region runs from base 416 to 2455 and encodes 679 amino acids. Gene Ontology annotation, biological process: protein ubiquitination.